AGGGAGGGAGGCGCCCGCCGCCGCCGAGCCCCGCCGCCGCCGCCCCAGGAUUUGCAUGCUGCGGCAGAAGAUUGCAGCACGCUAUGCGCUAUGUUCAUGGUUUGAAACCAACGUAGAUUAGCCGACACAGAGAGUUGCCACUGGUUAUGUGACCUGGGACCCUGUUUAUGAGGGACCCGCUUGUUUUUACCAGAAGACAGCACUGUCCGCAGCAAGCGAUGACCAUGUAGGUUCCACAGCUCGCGAGCAGCGUAAUGGGAAGCGGUGAAUGGAUCGGAGCUGGUCUGCAGCCUUGAGAGCAGCCUUCCUGCGGACCGCGAGCCAGGCGGGGACACCUCGCGCGUCACAGGCAUUCUCCACUUCGCCCGCUGGACCAACUGGAUUCUUUUUAAUUUCUUAGGUUGGAAUUUGAGAUUUCUUUCCUUCAAUUUUUAAACAGUUUUAAGAUUGUAUCAACUAUAAAGAGUGGAGCAAUAUAGUCAGCAACAAUGGGUGACAUGACAAACAGCGAUUUUUAUUCCAAGAACCAAAGAAAUGAGGCCAACCAUGCAGGAGAGUUUGGGUGCACGCUGCAAGAACUGCGCUCCCUCAUGGAACUGCGAGGAACAGAAGCGGUAGUAAAAAUUAAAGAGACAUAUGGGGAAACAGAGGGGCUCUGCAGACAUCUGAAGACAUCACCAACAGAAGGAUUAUCUGGCACUGCUGCAGACCUAGAAAAAAGAAAGCUUAUUUUUGGGAAAAACUUUAUACCUCCAAAGAAGCCAAAAACAUUCUUACAGCUAGUCUGGGAAGCGCUACAGGAUGUGACUCUUAUAAUCUUGGAAAUUGCAGCCAUCAUAUCUUUGGGGCUUUCGUUUUAUCAACCACCUGGAGAAGGGAAUGAAGGAUGUGGUACUGCAACAGGAGGAGCUGAGGAUGAAGGUGAGGCUGAAGCAGGCUGGAUUGAAGGUGCUGCCAUCCUGCUGUCUGUUAUUUGUGUUGUACUCGUCACUGCCUUUAAUGACUGGAGCAAGGAGAAGCAGUUUCGCGGGCUUCAAAGCCGUAUUGAGCAGGAACAGAAGUUUACCGUUGUCCGAGGUGGACAGGUUAUCCAAAUCCCAGUGGCAGAGAUAGUAGUUGGUGACAUUGCACAGGUGAAAUAUGGUGAUCUCCUACCUGCCGAUGGGAUAUUCAUUCAAGGAAAUGAUCUUAAAAUUGAUGAAAGUUCUUUAACUGGAGAGUCAGACCAAGUCCGCAAAUCUGUUGACAAAGACCCAAUGCUACUGUCAGGUACUCAUGUCAUGGAAGGCUCUGGACGAAUGCUGGUAACUGCCGUGGGUGUGAAUUCCCAGACGGGCAUCAUCUUUACCCUGUUAGGUGCUGGAGGAGAAGAAGAAGAAAAGAAAGAUAAGAAAGGUGUGAAACAGGAGGAUGGACAUCAGCUUCCAGAUUCUUCCCAUCCCUCCUCCCACCCUCCUUCAGCUACAGAUGGUGCAGCAGGUGCAAAUGCCACUGAUAAUGCAAAUGCCAGCUUAGUCAAUGGCAAAAUGCAGGAUGGGAAUAUGGAGAACAGCCAGAACAAAGCCAAGCAGCAGGAUGGGGCUGCUGCCAUGGAGAUGCAGCCGCUGAAGAGUGCGGAAGGGGGAGAGGGAGAUGACAAAGACAAGAAGAAAGCCAACAUGCACAAGAAGGAGAAAUCUGUCCUCCAGGGAAAGCUGACCAAGCUGGCAGUCCAGAUAGGCAAAGCAGGUUUGGUGAUGUCUGCCAUCACUGUAAUCAUUUUGGUACUAUAUUUUGCCAUUGACACCUUUGUGGUCAACAAGAAACAGUGGUUGCCUGAGUGCACGCCUGUCUAUGUUCAGUAUUUUGUUAAAUUCUUCAUUAUUGGUGUCACGGUGCUUGUGGUUGCUGUUCCUGAGGGACUUCCACUUGCCGUCACUAUUUCUCUUGCUUAUUCUGUAAAGAAAAUGAUGAAGGAUAACAAUCUGGUCCGCCACUUAGACGCCUGUGAAACUAUGGGUAAUGCUACAGCCAUCUGCUCCGACAAAACGGGGACCUUGACAACCAAUCGCAUGACGGUCGUGCAGGCCUACGUGGGUGACGUCCACUACAAAGAGAUCCCGGACCCCGAUUCUGUACCCGCCAAAACCCUUGAUUUGCUGGUUAAUGCAAUUGCUAUCAACAGUGCUUAUACCACAAAAAUUCUGCCACCGGAGAAGGAGGGUGGCCUGCCUCGCCAGGUCGGCAAUAAGACGGAGUGUGGCCUCCUGGGGUUCGUCCUGGACCUGAAGCAGGAUUAUGAGCCCGUGCGCAACCUCAUCCCUGAGGAGAAGCUCUAUAAAGUUUACACUUUCAACUCGGUGCGGAAGUCGAUGAGUACCGUCAUUAAAAUGCCAGACGGUAGCUUCCGAAUGUACAGCAAAGGUGCUUCUGAGAUCGUUCUGAAGAAGUGUUCCAGGAUCCUUAACGCAGCUGGUGAACCUCGUGUCUUCAGGCCACGUGACCGUGAUGAAAUGGUGAAGAAGGUGAUUGAGCCCAUGGCCUGCGACGGACUGAGAACCAUCUGUGUCGCCUUCCGGGACUUCAGCAGCAGCCCAGAGCCCGACUGGGACAACGAGAAUGACAUUUUAUCCGACCUGACUUGCAUUUGUGUUGUUGGCAUUGAAGACCCAGUAAGGCCGGAGGUCCCUGAAGCCAUAAGAAAGUGCCAGCGAGCUGGAAUUACGGUCCGAAUGGUCACUGGAGACAACAUCAACACAGCGCGUGCCAUUGCCAUAAAAUGUGGAAUCAUUCAUCCAGGAGAAGACUUCCUCUGCCUUGAAGGGAAAGAGUUUAACAGAAGGAUUCGAAAUGAGAAGGGGGAGAUUGAGCAAGAACGGAUUGACAAAAUCUGGCCAAAGCUUCGAGUGCUUGCUCGCUCGUCUCCCACUGACAAGCACACUUUGGUAAAAGGUAUUAUUGACAGCACACAGGUGGAACAGAGGCAGGUUGUAGCUGUGACGGGUGAUGGAACCAAUGAUGGACCAGCGCUUAAAAAAGCUGAUGUUGGCUUUGCAAUGGGUAUUGCUGGUACAGAUGUUGCAAAGGAAGCCUCAGAUAUUAUCCUAACAGACGACAAUUUCAGCAGCAUUGUGAAGGCUGUAAUGUGGGGCCGUAACGUCUAUGACAGUAUCUCCAAGUUCCUGCAGUUCCAGCUCACUGUGAACAUUGUGGCUGUGAUUGUGGCUUUCACUGGAGCCUGCAUCACCCAGGACUCUCCCCUGAAAGCUGUGCAGAUGCUGUGGGUCAAUCUGAUCAUGGACACCUUCGCCUCGCUCGCUCUGGCCACCGAGCCCCCGACAGAAGCCCUGCUGCUACGAAAGCCGUACGGCCGGAACAAGCCCCUCAUAUCGCGCACCAUGAUGAAGAACAUUCUGGGCCAUGCUGUCUAUCAGCUUACUCUCAUAUUCACACUUCUUUUUGUUGGUGAGAAAAUGUUUAAGAUUGACAGUGGGAGGAAUGCACCGCUUCACUCUCCUCCUUCAGAGCACUACACCAUUAUCUUCAACACCUUCGUCAUGAUGCAGCUUUUCAAUGAAAUCAAUGCACGCAAAAUCCAUGGCGAGAGAAAUGUCUUUGAUGGCAUCUUCAGAAAUCCUAUUUUUUGCACUAUUGUACUGGGCACAUUUGCUAUUCAGAUAGUAAUUGUCCAGUUUGGAGGAAAACCAUUUAGCUGUUCUCCUCUGCAGCUUGACCAAUGGAUGUGGUGUGUAUUUAUUGGAUUAGGAGAACUUGUAUGGGGUCAGGUCAUUGCAACCAUCCCAACAAGUAGGCUAAAGUUUUUAAAGGAGGCAGGGCGGCUGACUGAAAAAGAGGAAGUCCCAGAAGAAGAGCUCAAUGAAGAUGUUGAAGAAAUUGAUCAUGCAGAGAGAGAGCUUCGACGUGGACAAAUUCUCUGGUUCAGAGGGCUCAACAGAAUCCAAACCCAGAUCGAAGUAGUCAAUACUUUCAAGAGUGGCACUUCCUUUCAGGGGGCUCUAAGGAGACAGUCCUCCGUCACAAGCCAGACCCAGGAUGUAACCAAUAUUUCUAGCCCUAGUCACGUAUCGUUAUCCAAUGCUCUUUCCUCUCCUACCAGCACAUCUGCUGCUGCGGCUGGGCAGGGCUAGAGAACAUUGGACAAAAGGGUUCAGCAGGAGAGAGUGAAAUAAAAAGAGGUUGUGAGUCUUUAACCUUGAGCCUGAAAUGAAUGUGAACCAAACUCAAGAUACUUGGCUUAAAAGAAGCCAGGUAAACAUUCGAGUAUAAGCCCACACACUACCAACCAUGAUACUGCUGUUGAUCCUAAACAGGCCUUGUGUAUUUUGCCUAGAUUGUUGCAUUUAGGGGUGAGAUUAUCAACUUCAUCUUUUUCUUCUGAUGGGGAAAAUUUAUAGGAUCUAAAAUUCUACAUUUCUUUUAUUUUUGUUGCCUAAUGCAGUAUAAUAAAUCUAACUUUAAAGGUGGGAUGAAACUGAAGAGUUUUUUCUAUUGCAGCUACAGAGAAGAAAGAAGUGGAAGCUUAUAGCCAUGUCAAAAAUGUCCUGAAGUGUUGUCCCCACAGUCUUUUGUUUAAAAGCAGUUCAUUUUUUUCUGUUGUCUCCAUUACUGUGAGAAAAGGGAACUGUAUCACACUGUUUGUCUUCCCUUGGCAUUGUCAGUAUCAUAAAGAAAUCUCAUUACAUGAACUCCGCGUAUUUCCUAAUAAACCAACACUUACUAGGUUCUAUCCAUCAUGGGUAUGUCCCUGCUUUACAUGCUGUACAGCUCUUAAACAAAAUAUGAAGUUCAGCAGCCUGACUUUAUCUUUAGAAAAUAAUCACGCUACAUCGGCUUUGUUUCAGCAGAGUCCCUAAACAUUUUUACACUACAUAUUACUUCAAAUAACCUUUUAAGUUUAAGCAUGUAUUAAAAGAAUCUGUUGUUGUUGGGCCAUGUUACUAAAUAAACAAUUUAUUUUCAGUUCUAAGUUAGAGUAGUGGUAUUUUAUAAAAAAUUAAAAUGCCACUUUUGCAAUUGAUGGACCUUCUGCAUCUGUUUUCACAAACAUAAUGAAAAAGAAAGGUUUUUUUUCCUAUAAGCAAUACAUCAACAGAUUAACUUUUAACAAGAUUUUGAAUUACACUGUAAUGCAUAAAUUUGGAAAUGCAUAAAACACAGAAUAAGGCAAAACACUAAAAUAUAAACAUUUCCUUCCAAGACACCAAGCUCAAUCUGCAGAAUUUUUCUACCUUAAGGGAAAAGUUAAUGGAAAACAAAUAUACAACCCUGAAAUUGUAGAGAGAUUUUUUAGAAAAGAAGGAAAAUUUUCUACAUCUCCUUAGUAAAGAACAUUUAUUAGAAAGUUAACUAUAUUUAUAUGUUCUCAGCUUUAGGGACUUGCCCAAAUCUGGCCCGUAUAUCACAGUAUUGCAUUCAGAAGAUGAACUACUUCUGGUAUCAGCGUAUUUAAGCUAGUUUUAAGCUAAUAUAUCUAGCCAAAAAUCACACAGAGGGCAUAGUAUGACGAGCAAGUAGAAAUUAUGCCAGCAACACCUUAAGUUUCCUGCAAGACACUAACAGCCCAUGCCAAAACUUUGCAAAAGAACUGCAGGCUGAUGGUGGGUUCUGCAAUUACACCUUCAGCCUGCUGUGUAAACCUGUCUAGUCCAAGUCAAAGAUGCUACUGUAGCAUUUUCUUCCAGUAAGUCAGUAGUUCAAGCAGUAACAGUGGAGAGCACUGGAUUCACAUCAUGGUAAGCAGGUUUUCAGAAACAGUUUUCGAAUACUAACCUAAGGCUACAGUUUUCCCUAAGCUGUUUCAGAAGAUAGUGUGCUGCAGAUUGACUAAAAGUUUUGUAUUAAAUGCAAUUUGGAUACAUAGUCUUGAAGACGUUUAAAAUCUGUUUACUCUAUCGUAUCCUUUUCUGAGUCUACUUCUGCAAUCUAGCCUAAGCAGAAUUCCCAGUGCCCUCAGUGGCAGUUUUCUCUACUAUGGAACUUGGUUGCUUCUUUGCUAACUCAUAGAGGCUUAAAUACAGGUUUGUGUGACCUCAAGAAAUGCUUUAUUUUCACAGAACAUCUCUAAAAAAUCUGGUCAAGAGUAAUAUGAAAUUGAAAGCUUUCUCAUUUAAGUAAAAUUGUGAUUUGCAUUUAUUAAAAAAACAAUGCUAGAACCUCAGACUAGAGCCUAAGCCUGUUUAAUAAGAAGUGACUGUAUUCAAGAGAAUGAAAGGGAGUAUUUUGUUCUAGCAGAUAAAAUAUCAUUCAGUUGGAGCUGUUUGCUAUCAGAUGACUGUUAUUUUCAUUUAGAUAGCAGAAAAAUAGCUUUCUAGAAAAUAAUAACACCAUAUCAUCCUAUAUUAUAAAGUAAGCAUAUUAUAAAAUAUUCUCUGAUUUAAAAUAAGGCCAUCUAGUAACACGUUAAAAGAUUACCUUGAGAGACAUUCUUUUUUCAUUGUUUGUAGACUAUUCAGCUUUGCAUUUUAAAGUACAAAAUAGAAGGGCCUAAUAAUGUAUUAGUGUAUCAGCUCUUCUCUUCAAAUAGAGCUCAAAUCCUAUCUUCAGUAAUGCAAACAAAUUUCUUACCUAGUCUGUUUGUUCAUGUAUGUUCACUGUGCAAAACCAUCACAAACUAUAGGGCAAUUCAAAGAGCCUCCACUCAGACAAAGCCCUGGUUUGUAAUUCCAAGUGAUAUAUCAAACAAACGGGUGUUUGCUACAUUAUAUAAUCAUAAUGCAUAAAAUUUAUAUAUAAAAAUGUUUCUAUCUUCCUCUUGGAUCUCUGCCACCCUACUGAAAUUUAGACUCUUCCAGCGUCCCAAGAUUUUGUCAGGCCAUUCUGUACUAGUCUUUGUAUUUCUAAAAUAAGCAGUCACAUCAAUCUGCUUUUUGUACUGUGCCCUGCUGUUAUAAAGUGUAAUUGCAAAGACAAGGGUGGGUAAUUGGAUUGACUGAAGGGCAUUUAUUUGAAAUUUUAUAUGACUCUCUUCUGCUACUAGCAUUUUUGCAAGAUGAAGAAUAUUCACAUAUAGAGAACACAAACAAGGACAAAAAUCAAAGAGAACAAAGCACCAUUCAGCCUCUUUCUCCUCUCUGCUGAAAUCCUGUACAACCUGGGCAACCCCAACAUAGGAUCAGCUAGAUUCCAUAGAUGUAACACUGGGUUACAUCUAUUCCAUUACUCAAAUUCAGUCUGCCAAUUAGAAGAAGUUCUAAAGAGUUAAAGAUUAGUGGUGUAUUAGGCCAAACAGUAACUUGCAGCAUAGUCACAUGUAAAACAAUACACAUACCUACCAUCAACCAUUUAAAUGUGUGUGGAAAAGCUUUCACACUGCCUGCUUGCACCUUUUCUGCCUCUGCCUGUGUUUUGCUGCCCCCCCUCCCCCCCAAGAAAUGCUAGAAAUUCGCUCAUAAACUACAUGGAAGUAGAAGGAUAGAACUCAUAUUUAGUCAUAAAACAUUUGCCAACAGAUCACAUUUUUGCCAUUCUGUUUUUUCCUCUCUGCCCCCCAUCCAAUCUGUGCCUCCCCCCUGCUCUCCAAGAAAGUUAAGGUUUUCUCACCAGUAGCAUGUAGCACAAUCCUUCACUUCUUUUCAGAGCCGAGAGGUCUCUGGGAUACAGCUAGCAUUCCUCCUUCACCCAGCCACAGAGCACUGAUUGUCCCCACACUGCAAAGCCCCUCAAUCCACUCCUCUCGUUUCCUACUGGGAAAGCAGCUUGGCACUGUCACUGCCAGUCUAAUGGGCCUUGUAGUUUAUUUUUACCUCUGUUCUUAUCGUCAGGUAGUUAAAGAUAUUAGAUUUAUCCUGGCAUGAAUUAGCUGACUUACUUACUUCAAAGACUGCAUAUAUGGCAUAAAUUGUGUCGCUUUUAGGAUUUAAUCUUAUAAACAGUAUUGCAAAUGAGACACAGAAAAUGAAAGAAUUUGCUGUUCAACAAUGUAAUUCAAUUUAACCCCCAAAUCACAACGAUAUUUUAUUACAUGUUCUAUAUAUAUUAAAAAGUUAAAAUGGCUAGAACAGUGGGUCUAUACUCGAGUGUUUACCUCACAUAUGCAUGAAGGAAAAAUGAAAGUUGGUUCAACAAUACUAUGUUCACAUUAUCCAGGCUUCCAAGUGUAGUUGUUGUGUGCAAGUUAUCUCUGUUCAUGUGGUAACUGUGACUUUUUUUUUUCCCCCUGUGGUAGCAUGAUUACGCUUAGUAUUUUGUCUGCUUGGCUUUUUGUGCUCCUGGCUGCAUUCAUUUAGAUUUUGCUUUAAAACAUUUCUAUUACUUACUUAUAGUUUUUACAUUUGGCUCCUGUGUGUCUCUCACAUGUACCCAUCCAACUUUGUCUGUGUUCUGUGCUUUUCCGUUUGUGAAGUGUGAUGUGUUAUGUGUAAUGUUUUUUAACAAUACAAAGAGACUUUUUUAAUAAAUUUAAAAAAAGCCUUCCUACUUACUCACUGCAAAACUGUCAACAUGCAUGGUUUUACAUUUGCAUUACAAUUAACAUGGCUUGUCUUUUACUAGGGAUGUACCACACGAGUGGACGUUCGUUUUCUUUAACCAGUACUUCCCAUCAGUUCUUUGAUGGCUUUAAACUUGGUUUAUUUUAACAUUGCAGUUGAUACAGAUAUUCAAAAUGCACAUAACUGAGCCACUCAUUUAUGCACAUAACAUCCAGAGACUAUGGACUUCAGCUGCCUGCACUGCCCUAACCAUAUGCUACAUUUUUCACAAAGUAUUCUCUAACACAGUGUUGCCCUUUAGAGAUGCCACUUCUGACAUCUCUUUCUUUUCUCCCCCCAGAUCCGCGUCGUGAAGGCAUUCCGUAGCUCUCUCUAUGAAGGUUUAGAAAAACCAGAAUCUAGAACCUCUAUUCACAACU
Messenger RNA from Rhea pennata, 8848 nucleotides. RefSeq names its product ATPase plasma membrane Ca2+ transporting 2 (gene ATP2B2). The transcript has 26 exons. Gene Ontology annotation, biological process: regulation of cytosolic calcium ion concentration; calcium ion transmembrane transport. Gene Ontology annotation, cellular component: intracellular membrane-bounded organelle; plasma membrane; postsynaptic density membrane. The record is from RefSeq and is a predicted model, not a curated record. The coding region runs from base 489 to 4127 and encodes 1212 amino acids. Gene Ontology annotation, molecular function: PDZ domain binding; P-type calcium transporter activity; ATP hydrolysis activity. Lineage: Eukaryota; Metazoa; Chordata; Aves; Rheiformes; Rheidae.